Rattus rattus (black rat) is the source of this 2043-nucleotide messenger RNA. It is a transcript of the gene Arl1, whose product is annotated as ADP ribosylation factor like GTPase 1. Gene Ontology annotation, molecular function: GTPase activity; GTP binding. Gene Ontology annotation, cellular component: Golgi apparatus; cytoplasm. Gene Ontology annotation, biological process: intracellular protein transport; vesicle-mediated transport. The transcript has 6 exons. The coding region runs from base 496 to 1041 and encodes 181 amino acids. NCBI's taxonomy places the organism in Eukaryota, Metazoa, Chordata, Mammalia, Rodentia, Muridae. The record is from RefSeq and is a predicted model, not a curated record.
CAACCACCAGGACGCUGCACCCUGCGCCAGCAUUCUGUGCCUUCGCUUCAUCGAGCUUUUUAUUUUUCGUUAGCCGAUUCGCCACUAUUUGAUGUCAGAAUUUAAUAUGAAAGAGUCCAAUUUUAAUAUUUGAGAAGGGCUUACUGUCCAUAAAAGUGGAAUCAGGAAACACUUUUGGUCUUCAAAAAAUCUUUUUUGUUAUAGACGUAGCGUUCAUUUUGGCUACGCUCAGAGAACCAGGAAUUUGCGUCGAAAGCGCCGACUCGGACGCCCAGAUCGCCGUGCCCGGCGCGCAGUCGCAGUGGCCUCUCGCUCUGGCUCCCGCCCCCGCUGAGUGGACGACGUGGAAGUUGCUGGCUGACCAGGCUUGGAGGAGUCGUCUUCGGAAUCGGAGUCUGGGAACAGCGGACGUGGCGGCGCCCAGGCUCAAUUAGGAGUCGCUGCCGAGUCCCGGCCUGUCAGUGAGGAUCGGCGAGGGCGCGGCGGCGGUCCAUCAUGGGUGGCUUUUUCUCAAGUAUAUUUUCCAGUCUCUUUGGAACCAGGGAAAUGAGGAUUUUAAUUUUGGGAUUAGAUGGUGCUGGAAAAACGACAAUUUUGUACAGAUUGCAGGUUGGAGAAGUUGUUACUACCAUUCCCACUAUUGGAUUUAACGUAGAGACAGUGACGUACAAAAAUCUCAAGUUCCAAGUUUGGGACUUAGGCGGACAGACAAGUAUCAGGCCAUACUGGAGAUGUUAUUAUUCAAACACAGAUGCAGUCAUCUAUGUCGUUGACAGUUGUGACCGAGACCGAAUUGGCAUUUCCAAGUCAGAGUUAGUUGCCAUGUUGGAGGAAGAAGAGCUGAGAAAAGCCAUUUUAGUGGUGUUUGCAAAUAAACAGGACAUGGAGCAGGCCAUGACGCCCUCAGAAAUGGCAAAUGCACUUGGGUUACCCGCCCUGAAGGACCGGAAGUGGCAGAUCUUUAAAACGUCAGCAACCAAAGGCACCGGCCUCGACGAGGCAAUGGAAUGGUUAGUUGAAACACUGAAAAGCAGACAGUGAGUCCAUUCACAUGAGCGCCUGUGAACCAAACGCUCCAUCACAUACUCACUGGAACCAGUCAGAUGUACUUCUCGUGACUGCUGGAAGGAACUGUGUGAUUCUAGCAUAUACAGAGCUGACUUCACUAUGUGUAAUAAAUAUAAAAAGCAAGUAUCUGGUGAGAGGGUUAGCUUGAUCGAAUCACCCAAAUGGUUUAUGUAAUGUAAAAUAUUUCUUCCUUGUUUUCUUGUGUUAAGGUAUAUAUUCUAUUUGUAUGGAAUUCUUACUCAGAUACAGUUCUAUUAAAGAAUGUACACUCUUGGGGGAACCGUCCUAUUUUUAAAUUAGUGGUUUCAUCUUGUUUGUAUAAACACUAAUAUUUAGCUCAGACUCUUUUCCCCUAAAAUGAAUUAAGGCGUUCCAAAGAUGAGUCUUAGCAAAGUAGAUUAGAAACUGAGCGUAUGGCCGUCAUUUGCUCAGCGGACUCACUUUACUGACUCACAUUAUCUUACAAUACUCAGAGUCAUCAGAAGCGUUUUCUGUACUGACCUGAACUUUGUGCAGGAACUCUGUAAGGAAGGUGGGGUUCUGCUAGGUUGUUUGCCAGCCCUACAGUGAGGUGUUAUAGGGUUCAGAGUCAGGCUUGUGGGUCAGGAACUGUCCUAAAUCAGACUGUCUCUGGAAAUGCCAACACUGGGAGCAUAGACAGACACCGCCGUGUGGUGGCAACACCUGUAAUCCUAGGACUCAGGAGACAGAGGCAAGAAGACCAAGAGUUCAGCUUUGUGGUGAGUCUGAGGCCAGCCCGGGCAGCUUGAGGCUAUGUCUCAAAACAAAACAGAAAACCAGCCAACCAACCAAAAGAUUCAUGUCCAAAUUGUUACGGAUAUUCAGAGUAGUGUUUGUAUGCACUCUUGUCUAUGCUAGUAAAACGAUACAGAACGGUCCCAAACGGCUGUUUGAUGAGUUCACAACACAAUACAGAAACUGCACAUGAAAAGAAAUAAAAAUCAGUUUUAAUAA